AAUUUUUUCUUCGACAUAGACAGCAUGGUAGACUACCCAAUACCAGGUUACCCAGUGGUAAACUAUACUGCCACGGAUGGUAUUAUGGAAUUGCUUCGAUACCAGCAGAAUUACCCAGCUCUUGGAACUGGCCAACAGGUCUUAGCUACGCAAGCAAGAAACUUAUUGGGGACCAUUCCUCAAGUCUUUGUGGAGUACCAAACGAAAUACCAAUUCAACUUAUUUGGGGACUAUCCUUUCAAGAAAGAUAUUGUACCCAGUGCAGUUUUCGUGGGGGUUUACGGAAUCCUCUUAAUUUUACAUUUGUUGAUAUUCAUUUUGAACAUGUCCAGAGGUCACUAUUUCUGGAUCACAUUAACCUAUAUCUUCUACUGUGCUUGCAAGAUUGUGGGGUUCGCUUGCAGAAUUGUUUGGCAGAGAGAUUUAAGUAUUACGGCCAUUGGUUUAACCAGCGAAGUGCUUUUGAUUAUUCCUACUAUUAUCUUGGUUUCUUUUAACUUGAUCCUUGCUCAGAGAAUCUUCACCUGGAGACAUCCAGUUGGUGGUUCCAGAAAACUCUUCUGGGGUAUUAUGUUUGGAUUUUACGGAUUUGUGCUUGGAAUUGUUGCCAUGACUAUUAUGGCCAGUUUCGUGCCUUAUCUUCACAUGCUUUCGCAGGCUAACUACGAAAAAUACAUCAAGGUCCAGCAAGCAGCUGCAAUUUUAGUGGUGUUAUAUCCCUUUACGGCUGUAUCAUUGAUUGGUUUGUCGUACUUUUUUAAGCCAACCAGAAAGGACGAAAAUUUAUACACCUAUCAACCUUAUUGGAUUGAAUCAUUCCAUCCGUUUUACUUUGUCAAGAAGAAUGCUUCAAAAGAAGCGGAAGAGACUUUCAUGAAGAGAAAUCAUAACCAUAGACAUGCGGUGAGAGUCAUUGCCGCCACCCAUCAUCAUUAUAACAUGGUGCAGGGUUUAACCAAUGAGAGAGGUGAUUUGACCCAUAAUAUGUCGUUAAUUAUUGUGUCUAUCUCUACUUUUGUGUUAUUCGUGGGUUCCUUAUGUCGGUGUAUUGUUGUGUUCCAAGCUAACUAUCAGAAGGAUAGUUCAGCUAUCUGUUCUCCCAUUGCCAUGUAUAUUAUUUGGGGAGCAGCUGAAGCAUUGGUAGUUCUUAUGUAUGCUGUUGGAAGAGUUGACUUGAGAUUCUACAGACCUGACAGAUUACCCAAGAAGGUCAGAGCCAUAAUAACAGCCGAACAAUCCAUUGAACAGAGUGAAGAAGAAUUGAGUGAUGAGGAGUUCGAUGAUGACGUGAGAACCAGUGACUUGAGUGAAUUAUCGUUCAAUAACUACAAAUUACCCAGUUACGAAGACCAGUUCAGGAGAGAACAUGAGAAGGAAGAUAACCAGUCUGAGUUCCACUUUUAAUAUCCCAUUAUACCUACGCUACCAAAGAAACAAAAUAAAUCUUUAUGUAAUACUAAUACAAGAUGCGCCUAUUCAAUGGCCAUAUAUA
Yamadazyma tenuis ATCC 10573 is the source of this 1492-nucleotide messenger RNA. RefSeq names its product DUF3112 domain-containing protein. Lineage: Eukaryota; Fungi; Ascomycota; Pichiomycetes; Serinales; Debaryomycetaceae. The record is from RefSeq and is a predicted model, not a curated record.